Molecule: messenger RNA, 3599 nt
Organism: Cheilinus undulatus (humphead wrasse)
Lineage: Eukaryota; Metazoa; Chordata; Actinopteri; Labriformes; Labridae
Gene: stac3
Product: SH3 and cysteine rich domain 3
Exons: 13
Coding region: 276-1271 (331 amino acids)
Biological process (GO): positive regulation of protein localization to plasma membrane; skeletal muscle contraction; positive regulation of voltage-gated calcium channel activity
Cellular component (GO): extrinsic component of cytoplasmic side of plasma membrane
Molecular function (GO): protein binding
Source: RefSeq, a predicted model, not a curated record
ACGAGUACCUAGUUUAGCACACAUACACAUACACACAAAUAAUUACCCAUACAACAGAUAGAUCAGUACACAAAUACAUAUCUGAGCUCACAUUGAACAUUUUAGAAAUUACCUAAAGAAAAUUUACAAGGAGUAGAAGAAAGAACUUGCGAACCAACACAAAAUCUGGGGGGCCAGAGGGGAGGAAGCAGUUUGGUCGGCUGGUUUGUUGGAUUCAGAUCUGGUAGGAGUACCACGCUCAUCAGGUGGUAAGGCACUGACAUCAAUCAAACAGAAUGGACCAGGAGGAUGACAAAAACUCUGUGGAUAUCCAUGACAACCCUCCAGCUCCAGAAAAUGUUGUGAGAGAGGAGGGAGACACCGUCUAUUUCAUAUACGAGGAGGAGGUGGAGGUAGAGGAGAAGGAACCAGAACCUCCUGAGCCGGUUGUCAUGGUCAAUGACAAACCCCACAAGUUUAAGGACCACUACUGCAAGAAGCCCAAAUUCUGUGAUGUCUGUGCUCGCAUGAUAGUCUUGAACAACAAGUUUGCUUUAAGAUGUAAAAACUGCAAAACCAACAUCCACCACUCAUGUCAGUCCUAUGUCGAGUUCCAGAGAUGCUUUGGAAAAAUUCCUCCUGGCUUCAGGAGGGCCUACAGCUCCCCCCUGUACAGCAGUGACCAACCAGAUCCAAACAACCCAAACAGGAAUGAUCCUGUUUUUGACACACUGCGUGUCGGUGUCAUCAUGGCAAAUAAGGAGCGUAAAAAGAAUGAAAAUGACAAGAAAAAUAUGAUGAUGAUGAUGGAAGAGGAAGAAGAAGAGAGCCAACAGCCCAAAGAGAAUGAAGAAGGAGAAGGAAAGCCUGAUGAUAAGAAGGAGAAAGGAGGAGACAAAGCUGAUGACAAGGCUAAGGGAACAUUCUCCCAUUCCCACUAUUAUCUGGCCCUCUACCGCUUCAAAGCAAUAGAGAAAGAUGACCUCGACUUCCACCCUGGUGAUCGGAUCACUGUACUAGAUGACUCCAAUGAAGAAUGGUGGAGGGGAAAGAUGGGGGAGAAAACGGGCUACUUCCCUACCAACUACCUCAUAAAAGUGAAAGCAUCAGAAAGAGUUUUUAAGGUGACACGCUCCUUUGUUGGUAACAGAGAAAUGGGACAAAUCACACUGAAGAAAGAUCAGAUUGUGGUCAAAAAGGGAGAUGAGAAAGGUGGCUACUUGAAGGUCAGCACUGGACGCAAGCUGGGCUACUUCCCCGCUGAUCUGCUGGAGGAGAUUACUGUGACAUAAAGACACAAGUGGAGAUUGUGGAGAUUGUAUGAUGUAAUGGCUCUUGUUUUGGUAACACCAAUGCCCAGAUUCUUUAUGUAACUGCCUGCUGAAUAAUGAUGGGUUGUUGAGGAAGCCUGAAAGAAUUGCAGAAGGGUCUUACUAAAUGUACUGAUUAAUAGGAUGCAAUAGAAUCUAGCACUGAGCUGUUUCUUAAUCAAUCAGCUAUUAAAGCUUUUAGAUCAAAUGGACAAAAGGAGAUUUGACAACAAAUGGGAACAUAUUAUUAAAUCAAAUUACUCAUGAGAAAAUCACAACUUAGCUUCAAUAGUGACAUCUAACAGUCAGAUUCUUGAUUGUGACCCUUAUUUAUGAUAGUAACCGUGGCAACCAGUGGAAUUGAAAAAAGUGCAUCUGUUAUUUGGUCUCUUCUGUGGUACUGUAGAAACAUGCAAAACGGAGAAAUACAAGAUGGCAGAGUUGGUGGAGGGCACCUUCCCACGUAUAAAUUGAUGGCUAAUUCCUAGUGAAUAAAAAUAAAAUGAUUUUAGAUAUUCAAGUGUUUUAAUACUUAUUCAGAUAGGCCUACUUAAAUAAAAAUAAAUAAAAUAUUUAACAUAUUUGUUUAAUUCUGACCAAAUUCCCCUAAAUGCUACUAGGCAAAAUAUUACACACCUUUAAACUUUUUUGAUGUAGAUAGUAUAUUUCAGUCUCAUUCAGCAAAACUGCAAUUUAAAAUGACACUACAAAUUGUGGUAUAGCCUACAAAUUAAUCGUUUUGCAUAGUAUUUUAUUUAAUUAGAAAUGAUACAAUCACUUUUUUAAGCAUUAAAGAGGUCCAUCCUAUUCUCUGAAAUAGAUGCUUCAAAGUCAUUUUAACAUGUGCAACACGUAUGUCAUGCUGAUUUUUCUAGAUCAACUUUUCUUUUUCAAAAACAAUGUGUAGCAGUUACAGUGCUAAAAACAGUUUCAAAUGUUUUCCCUUGUAGCUAUUGAAAAACAGGCAAAUGCUCUAAGACCUUUUUUUUCAAUUGUUCAACCUGAAGUGUUCUUGAAAACUCUAUGGUGUUUAAUGAAUACCUCUGAAUGCUAUUGUGAUACACAAAUUUAACUUGUUUGACAUGCAGAAUAUACAUAUUGUGCCACUUUGGCCCUUGAUCAUUUCCUGUAUUCAUGCUUUGUAAUGAUUCUGACAUGACAAGUAGCUGAAAUCUAGAUUCAAGUCAGGAUGUUACUGUUCUGGAUAGAAAAAAUGUUCUCACCAGGACCAAAUAUAUUUAUGAAACACAAAGUGCAUCACUAAUACUUGUUAUUAUUAUUAAAACUUAAGAUGAUAAAGGAUUUGAAAAAAAAAAAGAAUCUAAAACACAAUUCAGAGAAAAAUGCUAGAAAAUAAUGAUACAUCAUUUUGAAUUUAAAGUCCCUAUAAAGUGAUAUUAAAAAAUCUUUAUAUUAGAUUCAUAGUAUGACAGGCACUGUGUUGUGAACCAUCAGGCUAAUUUUCAGUCAUAAAUAAACAUCUCUAAGUAUAAACAAUUAAGCUUAAAAUCAUGAAAAAUGAGUUAAUUAAAUCCACUCUUGUCAGUUGAAUAAGCUGAAGCCACACCCUCAUAGAAGAAAAAAAUGCUUCUGAUCAGAAUGCAGCUGUCUGGCUCUGUGCAACAGCGGAGAGACAGAAGUUGGGGAUUCACUUUACUGUUUUAUGGAACAAUCUCUCCAUUAUGAUACUAUUAAUGACCUGUAGUCUACUGUGGCUGAUAGAUAUGGGCAAUUAACCUCACAGUGAACAUAAACAUGUAACUGACUGUUAACUUCCAAUGACGGCAGUGUCAUCAGGUAACAAAAGACUGUACUGAGCUGAACUGCUUAGUGAUUUUAUAUCAUAGUGCUGGGGGGGGGGCGGGGUCAUUCUCAAAAGAUAUCAGUGAUGUCAUGGGUUCAUGUAUUUUCCCAGCCCAAAUUAAACCAAGUCAGGAAAAAUAAUAAAAAAUAAUACAAAAAAUCAAAAUUAAAAAAGGUCAGUCGCACAGUGAUCUCAGUGUUUUUACACGUUUACAGCAACCUUAUUCCAACAUAUUUAGUGUGUUAAGAAACACAUUUUGGAUUUCACUUUACAUGGACUUUAAAGGUAUGAUCAAUAAGAAAUUUCAGAAACUUUUGCCUGUGCUGCACCAGAGGGAGCUCCUCCACUAAGCCUGAUUUUUCUGAUAGCUUUGUAUUAUCCCAAGAAAAUAUUUGGUGUGAAAUAAAUUUGAGACAUGUUGAGUUCAUUGCAAGUGUUUAACCCUCCUGAUAAUGAAUAAACCUUUUUUGUUAAGCUCUGAUUGAUAAGCAAUGUUAUCUCAAAGA